This is a messenger RNA of Ceutorhynchus assimilis (cabbage seed weevil), 396 nucleotides long. NCBI's taxonomy places the organism in Eukaryota, Metazoa, Arthropoda, Insecta, Coleoptera, Curculionidae. The record is from the annotation of a GenBank genome assembly.
AUGAAUACCUUCUCUGCCCUUUUGAUAGCUUCCCUAGCCAUCCUUAGUACUCUAGCAUACCCAGACCAUCAUGGACAUGGUGAAGAAGAUCACGUUGCUCCAGGUUACCAUUAUGAAUAUGGUGUACACGACCCUCAUACCCAUGACGCUAAAUCCCAACACGAACAUCGUGACCACGAUGACGUAAAAGGAGCUUACACCAUCCACGACCCAGAUGGUACCAAAAGGAUCGUAGAAUACACUUCUGGUAAACACGACGGGUUCCAGGCUGUAGUGAGACGUGAAGGUCAUGCCCAACACCCUGCCCAUUACGGUAAAGAUGGUCAUGGUCAUGGUGGUGUUGGUGGUACCAGUUAUGUCAAGACUACCCAUUGGGGACACGGAUCUGGCAGAUAA